AUGACAGCAACAUUAAACAACUCAAUAUUAGCUGAACUUUAUGGUGAUAUCACUACAGCCACCACAUUCAAUCUUUCAAAUAAAGGUUAUGAAAAUAUUGAGGAUUUAAGUAGUUGUAUAGAUUUGAAAAAGAUAGAUCUUUCAAAAAAUGAAUUAACAUCAAUAGUUGGUUUAAAAGAUAAUUUAUCAUUAGAAUGGAUAAAUUUAUCAGGUAAUAAAUUAGAAAGAAUGAAUGAUUUAAAAUUAUUAUCAAAAUUAAAAGUUUUAAAUAUUUCGCAUAAUAAAUUAAAAAGAAUUGAAGGUUUAAUGAAAUUGGGGGAUUUAAAAGCAUUAGUUUUAAAUAAUAAUGAAAUUACAAAAAUUGAAAAUAUGGAAUAUGUGCCACAUUUAAAUACAUUAGUUUUAUCAAAGAAUCAACUUGAAGAUAUAUCAGGUUUAAGAUUUUUAAAAGAAUUAACAAAACUAUCACUAACAAAUAAUAAUAUUAAGCAUAUUCCUGAUAUUAGUCAAAAUGUUUUAUUAAAAGAAAUUAAAUUAUCACAUAAUAAAAUAUUUUCAAUCGAUCCAAAAUUUUCAAAUCUACAUAAUUUAUUCAUUUUGGAUUUAUCAAAUAAUUUAUUAAAAACCUAUAGUGAUAUUCAAGUAUUAAGUAGUUUAAAGAAUUUGAAAACAUUAAGUCUAAUUGGUAAUCCAAUAGCAGCUUUAGAGGAUUAUAAAGAAAAGAUUAGAGAAAUGUUUCCAAAUUUAGAUAAUUUAGAUGGUAAACCAUUUUCAGAAAAAUCUGUAAAAAGAUUAACUAAAAAGAAAGAAAACUCUGAAAAAAGAGAAAUGAUCGAAAAAGAUAAAGAAAGAAAAUUAAUUAGAAAAGAAAAUGAAGAAAAAGGUAUUCCAAAUAAACCAAGAAAAACAUUUAAUAAAAUUGAUAAUAAUUUAGAAUCAUCAGAAAGAAAAAAAAGAACAGAUAGACCAGAUAGACCAGAAAGAACAGAUAGACCAGAAAGAAAAGAGAGAACAGAUAGACCAGAGAGAACAGAUAGAAUAGAAAGAAUAGAGAGAAAACAACCAUUUGAAAGAAAAGAGAGAUCAGAUAAACCAGAGAGAGCAGAUAGACCAGAAAGAUCAAAUGAAAGAAAACAAUUUAAUAAAGAAAUUUCAGAAAGAAAUGAAAGACCAAAAACUUUUGAUAAAAAGAAUCAAAAUAGAAAUCAGGAUAUUAUAGAUAAAUCAAAUAAAAGAAAAUAUGAAAAUUAUCAAGAUGAAGACAAUGAAAAUCAAGCUGACAAUGAAGAUAGACCAGAAGAAGUAUCAACUUCAAAACCAAAAGAUUUUAGAGAUUCAAUUAAAACUAAAAAUUCAAAAGUAAAAGGAGGCGAUAAAAGACAAAGAACCGCCACCACUACUUCUACUAUCAUACCUACUUCAACUUUCAAUAAUUCAACUGUAUCAAAACAAGCAGAAACACCAAAGAAAGGUUUUUCACUUAUGGACCAUUAUAAAAAAGAAGCUGAAAAUGAUUUCUCUGAUGAUGAUAUGAAAAUUGUUGGUGAAAAUCCAAUUUCUUUAUCUGAAUUACUUGACUCAAAUAAAAAUAAAGAUAAUAAUAAUGAAAAGAAAACAAAUAACAAAGAUAAAAAAGAUAAUAACAACAAUAAAAAUAAAAAUAAUAAUGAAAAUAAUAAUAAAUCAAUCAACAAAAAAGAAAAUCAAGAAAAAUCAAAAACACCAACACCAAAAUCAAAAGAACCACAAACAAAAGAGGAAGUAAAGAAAACACCAAAUAAAAAAUCAACACCAACAUCCAAAGAAUCAACAACAACAACAACUGUACCACAAAAACAACAAACAAAAGUUCAAAAAAGUGAAACUGAUGAUAUUUUCGCAUUUGAUAAUGAUGACAAUGAUGAUAAUCAAGUUAGUAAAUCAGUUCAAAGAAAGCCAGAUUAUAUUGUAAGACCCGGUUUAACAAAUAAACAAUUAAUGAGUAAUUUGAAUUUCACUGUCAGUGAAGUUAAAUCUGAAAAAUCAAAAGCUUUUGAUAUAAAGAAAUUACAGAAUCCAGAAUCUGCCUUUUCUUGGGAUUAA
This is a messenger RNA of Dictyostelium discoideum AX4, 2082 nucleotides long. RefSeq lists its product as hypothetical. The record is from RefSeq and is a predicted model, not a curated record. The transcript is spliced from 3 exons. Bases 1 to 2082 code for a protein of 693 amino acids. Lineage: Eukaryota; Evosea; Eumycetozoa; Dictyosteliales; Dictyosteliaceae.